CAAAACGGCAACGCAAAUCCACCGAAAAGGGCUAAAUCUCUCUUCACUAUGCAUCCCAUUGCUGUUAUCCAAUUCGUUGUGUUUUGUUUGUAUGAUAUAAAAUCUUGAUAAUAAUAAUAAUAAUAAGGAAAUACCGUAGUAAUUUUGAUUUCAUUUUCUCCUAUUUCUGAUUGUUCUCCGUCUAAAACCUUGAAACCCUAAUUAGAAUUUGUGGUAUUUGUUUGUUGGUGACCUGGUUGUGUGUGUUUUAGGAUCGGGUGGUUUGGGAUUGGGAUCGGAGAGAGAUGAGUAAUCAGAAGAAGAGGAACUUUCAGAUAGAGGCGUUCAAACACAGGGUGGUGGUGGAUCCCAAAUAUGCAGAGAAGACGUGGAGGAUUCUGGAGCAUGCUAUUCAUGAGAUUUACAAUCAUAACGCCAGUGGCCUCAGUUUUGAGGAGCUCUAUAGGAAUGCCUAUAAUAUGGUGCUGCAUAAGUUUGGCGAAAAGUUAUACUCGGGUCUUGUCUCAACGAUGACGUCUCAUCUUAAAGAAAUAUCAAAAUCAAUUGAGGCUUCUCAAGGGGAUUCUUUUUUGGAGGAGCUUAACAGGAAAUGGAAUGAUCAUAACAAAGCAUUGCAAAUGAUUAGGGACAUAUUGAUGUACAUGGACAGGACGUAUAUUCCAAGUACUAAUAGAACCCCUGUUCACGAGCUUGGAUUGAACUUGUGGAGGGACAAUAUCAUACAUUCCACUAAAAUUCAAACAAGGCUUCUAAAUACACUUCUUGAACUAGUUCAUAGAGAACGCACAGGUGAAGUUAUAGACAGAGGACUCAUGAGGAACAUUAUCAAGAUGCUUAUGGAUUUAGGCCCCUCGGUUUACCAAGAAGAUUUCGAGAAGCCUUUUCUUGAGGUUUCAGCAGAGUUUUACAAAGUUGAGUCUCAGAGUUUCAUCGAGUGCUGUGACUGUGGGGAGUAUUUGAAGAAAGCCGAGAAACGUUUAAAUGAAGAGAUUGAGAGGGUGACACAUUACUUGGAUACCAAGAGUGAAGUCAAGAUAACCAGUGUAGUGGAAAAGGAAAUGAUUGCUAAUCACAUGCUCAGACUGGUCCACAUGGAGAAUUCAGGUCUGGUAAAUUUGCUUCUCGAUGAUAAAUAUGAAGACUUGGGAAGAAUGUAUAAUUUGUUCCGCAGAGUACCAAAUGGGCUUCAAACAAUACGGGAAGUGUUGACGUCUCACCUCAGGGAGACUGGUAAGCAACUAGUUACUGAUCCAGAAAGGUUGAAGGAUCCAGUAGAAUUUGUACAGCGUUUGUUGGAUGAAAGAGACAAGUAUGAUAGCAUCAUAAGCUUGGCAUUUGGCAAUGACAAGACAUUCCAGAAUGCUUUAAAUUCCUCUUUUGAAUACUUUAUUAAUUUGAACAAUCGCUCUCCGGAAUUCAUCUCUUUGUUUGUGGAUGACAAACUCCGGAAAGGACUUAAGGGUGUUAGUGAGGAGGAUGUUGAGAUUAUUCUUGACAAGGUCAUGAUGCUGUUCCGUUACUUACAGGAGAAAGAUGUGUUUGAGAAGUAUUAUAAACAGCAUUUGGCUAAGCGGCUUCUAUCAGGAAAAACUGUGUCUGAUGAUGCAGAGAGAAGUUUGAUUGUCAAACUUAAGACUGAAUGUGGUUAUCAGUUCACUUCAAAAUUAGAGGGCAUGUUUACUGACAUGAAGACCUCCCAAGAUACAAUUCAAGGAUUUUAUGCAGGCCAUCCAGAGCUAGGGGAUGGACCUACACUGGUUGUCCAGGUUCUGACAACAGGAUCUUGGCCAACUCAGCCUAGUGUGACUUGCAACUUACCCGCUGAAAUGUCAGCACUGUGUGAGAAGUUCAGGUCAUAUUACCUCGGGACACAUACUGGCAGGAGACUGUCCUGGCAAACUAACAUGGGUACAGCAGAUAUAAAAGCAACAUUUGGAAAGGGUCAAAAACAUGAGUUGAAUGUUUCUACUUACCAAAUGUGUGUUCUGAUGCUGUUUAACAAUGCUGAGCGGCUUAGCUACAAGGAGAUUGAGCAAGCAACGGAGAUUCCUGCAUCAGACUUGAAGAGGUGCCUGCAAUCUAUGGCUUGUGUGAAAGGAAAGAAUGUUCUUAGGAAAGAACCCAUGAGUAAAGAGAUUGGGGAGGAAGAUGUUUUUUUUGUUAAUGAUAAGUUCACAAGCAAAUUCUACAAGGUGAAAAUAGGAACUGUAGUUGCACAGAAGGAAUCAGAACCUGAAAAACAGGAGACUCGGCAGAGAGUGGAGGAGGAUAGGAAGCCUCAGAUUGAAGCAGCGAUAGUUAGGAUCAUGAAAUCGAGGAGGGUAUUGGAUCAUAACAAUAUAAUUGCAGAGGUUACAAAGCAGUUGCAGUCACGAUUUCUGGCCAAUCCUACGGAGAUUAAGAAACGUAUGGAGUCUCUUAUUGAACGAGAUUUCUUGGAGAGGGAUAGUGUUGAUAGGAAACUGUACCGGUAUCUUGCUUAAAGAGAGGUGUUUUUCUUUUUCUUGUGGAUGGUUUAAGCUGCCAAUUGUUCUAUUGGAUUUUAAUGAAUUACCAUCUAUUUCUGCUUU
Messenger RNA from Mercurialis annua (annual mercury), 2570 nucleotides. RefSeq names its product cullin-3A. The transcript has 2 exons. Gene Ontology annotation, biological process: protein ubiquitination; ubiquitin-dependent protein catabolic process. Lineage: Eukaryota; Viridiplantae; Streptophyta; Magnoliopsida; Malpighiales; Euphorbiaceae. The record is from RefSeq and is a predicted model, not a curated record. Gene Ontology annotation, cellular component: cullin-RING ubiquitin ligase complex. Gene Ontology annotation, molecular function: ubiquitin protein ligase binding. The coding region runs from base 285 to 2483 and encodes 732 amino acids.